This is a messenger RNA of Ornithorhynchus anatinus (platypus), 4001 nucleotides long. RefSeq names its product GRB10 interacting GYF protein 1 (gene GIGYF1). NCBI's taxonomy places the organism in Eukaryota, Metazoa, Chordata, Mammalia, Monotremata, Ornithorhynchidae. The record is from RefSeq and is a predicted model, not a curated record. The transcript is spliced from 25 exons. Bases 635 to 3925 code for a protein of 1096 amino acids. Gene Ontology annotation, molecular function: protein binding. Gene Ontology annotation, biological process: insulin-like growth factor receptor signaling pathway.
GGGCUCUUCCCACCAGGCCCCGCGGCUCCGUGAGGGACAGACGGCGGCUCUGAAGCUCGGGGGCGGGAGCCAUCCUGUGUGUGGGUGCAGCCCCCUGCUGCGGCUACCGGACCCGGACCCUUCGGGAGCCCUCAAGCCCCUUUGUGGCCCGCGGGACCCAGGCCCACCCUGCCUUCGCUAGAGGAGUCGUCGUCGCCGCCGCCGCCAUCCCUGGCCCGGGCCCCGCCCCGGGGUCUGCCGCUCGACCCACUGCGCAGGGCCGACCGGCGGGGGCGGCCCCGGAGAAGCUUCGCCCUCUUCCCGGACCCCGGCCCGGUGCCCCGUCGACACCAGCCCCUCCCCUCGCCGGCGCCUUCCCAGAUGUGAGCGGGCCCCUGGGCCGCUGUCGCAGCCAGGAAAGGCCUUCCGCAGCCCGGCCCCCGGACUCCCGGCUCAGCCGCCCCCAGCCGUCCCCUCCCCUGGGGGCCGCCUGGCAGGUCUUUCCCUCGUGUCCCCCGCCCCCCCGCCCCAACUCUGGGCGCCCUAUGGUGUGAGCUGCCCCACCCGGCUUUCCCAGGUGAUCGGAGAGUGAGCGGCAGGACCCCCGGCGCCCCUCCCCACCUCCCGCCUCCGGAAGACCCGCCCCCGCCCGGCCAUGGCUGCCGAGACCCUCAACUUCGGGCCCGAGUGGCUGCGGGCGCUGUCGAGCGGGGGGAGCGUGGCAUCCCCCCCGCCGUCGCCCGCCAUGCCCAAGUACAAGCUGGCCGAGUACCGCUACGGGCGGGAGGAGAUGCUGGCACUUUACGUCAAGGAGAACAAGGCCCCGGACGAGAUGCAGGACAAGGAGCUCACUGCCGUGUUGCAGGAGGAACCGCUGCAGCCCCUGGCGUUGGAGCCGCUGACGGAGGAGGAGCAGAGGAACUUCUCCCUGUCCGUGAACAGUGUGGCCGUGCUGAGACUCAUGGGUAAGGGGGCAGGCCCCCCACCGGGCAGCGUCUCCCGCGGGCGGGGCAGCACCAGGAGCCGAGGCCGGGGCCGAGGCGAGGGCGGCUUUUACCAAAGAAGCAUCGAGGAGGGAGACGGGGCUUUCGGUCGCAGCCCCCGAGAGAUCCAGCGCAGCCAGAGCUGGGAUGACCGAGGCGAGAGACGGUUCGAGAAGUCGGCGAGGCGGGAUGGAGCGCGUUCCGGGUUUGAGGACGGGGGACCGGGCCCCCGGAAGGAGCACGCCCGCUCGGACAGCGAGAACUGGCGCUCCCUGCGGGAGGAGCAGGAGGAGGAGGACGAGGGCAGCUGGCGGCUCGGCGGGGGCGCCCGGCGGGAGAGCGACCGCUGGCACUCUUCCAGCCCCGACGGCGGCCCCCGCUCAGCAGGCUGGCGGGAGCACGGAGAGAGGCGGCGCAAGUUUGAGUUUGAGCUGCGGGGAGAGCGGGGCGCGGGCGGCGAGGAGGAGGGCCGGGGCGGGGGCCCCCACCCUCGCAGGCCCCGCGGCCCCGACGGCCCGGACGACGACAAGGACGGGCUUCCCGAGUGGUGCCUGGAGGACGAGGACGAGGAGAUGGGCACCUUCGACUCCUCUGGGGCCUUCUUGCCCCUCAAGAAGGGUCCCAAGGAGCCCAUCCCCGAGGAGCAAGAGCUGGACUUCCAGGGGCUGGAGGAGGCGGAGGAGGAGCAGCAGCAGCGGCGAGCCCCGGGGCCGGAGGGGGACGGGGCCCAGCCAGGUGGGAAGGAGCCCGCCCCCCCCGCACAGCGCGAGGAGAAGGCCCGGCCCCCGUCGCCACCGGCCGCCCCCGCCCCGCUCUGGGGGCCCGACAGGGAAGGGGCCGGAGCCGGCGAGAAGGAAGCUCUGGCAGUUGAAGGCGAUACCGCGGUGGGCGCCCAGCUGGGCCCUGGGGACGGCUCGCCCCCCGCCUCCUCUCCCUCGGCCACUCUCGGGGACACGGAGGACGACGAGGGCAUGAAGCACCUGCAACAGGAGGCGGAGAAGCUGGUGGCGUCCCUGCAGGACAGCUCCCUGGAGGAGGAGCGUUUCACGGCCGCCAUGCAGGGUCAGGGGUCCCGGCUGCCGUCGGCCGCCGCCGCGGCGCUGCCCCUCAGCCACGGAGCAGCCCGGAAGUGGUUCUACAAGGACCCGCAGGGGGAGAUCCAAGGCCCCUUUGCGACGCAGGAGAUGGCGGAGUGGUUCCAGGCCGGCUACUUCUCCAUGGCCCUGCUGGUCAAGCGGGGCUGCGACGAGGGCUUCCAGCCGCUGGGCGAGGUCAUCAAGAUGUGGGGGCGCGUGCCCUUCGCCCCGGGCCCCUCCCCGCCGCCGCUGCUGGGGAACAUGGACCAGGAGCGGCUGAAGAAGCAGCAGGAGCUGGCCGCGGCCGCCCUCUACCAACAGCUGCAGCACCAGCAGUUCCUCCAGCUCAUCCGCUGGGGGGACCAGAGCGGGGGCCCCGAGGGGACGGGGCGCAGGGAGACGGAGCCGGCCGUGUCCCCCCCUCCCCGCCGCAGCCGCCCGUUCCCCCAGUGCGCCCUCCAACAAAAGGCAGCUUCGGGCGACCUGACCCCGCCGCCGCAGCAGCAGCAGCAGCAGCAGCAGCUCACAGUGUUUCUGCAGCAGCUUCAGGCUCUCAAACCCAGAGGCGGGGACCAGAACCUGCUCCCCACGAUGACCCGCUCCAUUUCGGUGCCGGACUCGGGCCCCCUCUGGGACAUUCAUACCUCAGCCUCAUCGCAGUCAGGCGGUGAGGCCAGUCUGUGGGACAUACCAAUUAACUCUUCGACUCAGGGUCCAAUUCUAGAACAACUCCAACUGCAGCAUAAACUCCAGGAGCGGAGGGACGCGGAACUCAGGGCGAAGCGGGAAGAGGAGGAGCGGAAGCGGCGCGAGGAGAAGAGGCGGCAGCAGCAGCAGCAGCAGCAGGAGGAGCAGAAGCGGCGGCAGGAGGAGGAGGAGCUGUAUCGGCGCAAGCAGGUGCGGCAGCAGGAGCUGCUCCUCAAGCUCAUCCAGCAGCAGCAGCAGCAGCAGCAGGCGGGGUCGCCGGCUCCGGGCUCUCCGCCGCUGCCCUGGGCCGGCCUGGCCAAGCCGGGGCUGUCCAUGAAGGCCCUGCUGGAGCUGCAGCUGGACGCCGAGAGGCAACUGCACAAGCAGCAGGGGCACCGGGCCCAGGGCCCCUCCCAGCGGCCGCACGCGGGCCUGUUGCAGUGGGCGGCCGAGGCGGGGCCGCUGUGGGGAGGGCCGGAGAAGGCCGGCGGAGGCCUGGGGCUCUGGGAGGACACGCUCAAGGGCGGCGGCGGCGGCGGCGGCGGCGGCAGCCUGGCCCGCAGCCUCAGCCUCAAGAGCAGCCGCAGCAGCCCCUCCCUCAGCGAGGUGUACGGGCCCUGCGGCCGGCCGGGCCGCAAGAAGACGGACGAGGAGGAGAAGCUGCUGAAGCUGCUGCAGGGAAUCCCCAAGCCCCAGGACAGCUUCACUCAGUGGUGCGAGCAGAUGCUGCACGCGCUCAGCGCCACCGGCAGCCUGGACGUGCCCAUGGUGGUGGCCGUCCUGAAGGAGGUGGAGUCCCCCUACGACGUCCACGACUACAUCCGCUCCUGCCUGGGGGACACGCUGGAAGCCAAAGAGUUCGCCAAACAGUUCCUGGAGCGCCGGGCCAAGCAGAAGGCCAGUCAGCAGCGGCAGCAGGUGGGCCGCCCCCACCGGGCCGGGGCGAGGGAUUCGGGGGGCGGGAACGGAGGGACCCACCCCCCAACCCGGCGUCCCCGUCCCCAGGAGGCCUGGCUGAGCUCGGGGGCCUGCCUGCAGGCGGCUCUGCAGAACAACCACGGCUCCAAGCCGGGGCCCGGGGAGCCCGGCGGGGCCGCCAAGGCCAAGAGGAGAGCGCUGGUCCUGCACGCGGACCCCAGCAUCCUAGGCUACUCGCUGCACGGCUCCCCGGGCGAGAUUGAGACCAUCGACGACUACUGAGCGGCCUCCCCGCCCCCCAGGCGGGGGAGGGGGAGGAGCCGAUCGGAUGCCUGGGACCCGCCCCCCCCACCAUCAU